Molecule: messenger RNA, 3798 nt
Organism: Mugil cephalus (flathead mullet)
Lineage: Eukaryota; Metazoa; Chordata; Actinopteri; Mugiliformes; Mugilidae
Gene: lbr
Product: lamin B receptor
Exons: 15
Coding region: 230-2080 (616 amino acids)
Biological process (GO): sterol biosynthetic process
Cellular component (GO): nuclear inner membrane
Molecular function (GO): oxidoreductase activity, acting on the CH-CH group of donors, NAD or NADP as acceptor
Source: RefSeq, a predicted model, not a curated record
GGUUUUGCACCGAGAGGGAGGGAGAACGAGCUCUACGUCAAACGUUAGUGAAGUUCGUUUUUAAAAUAUAAAGCAUAAUUUAAUAAUAGCGUGCAAGGGAUACAUUAUUUGCUGUGCCCACUAGGAUUGUUAGUGCAGUAUCAAGUCCAGGUUCAGCCCUGGCCUCCACAUCCCACAUGGAACUCAGCAACCAAACAAGGAGAGCAGCUGAAGGACAUAUUUUGGGUCAAUGAGGAUGCCUGUUGUAAAGUACCAGAAAGGGGACACGGUGAUGGGCCGCUGGCCUGGCAGCAGCCUUUACUAUGAGGUGAAAGUGCAGGGCUUUGAUUCCAAAAGUCAGCUGUACACUGUCAUCUACAAGGAUGGUACAGAGCUGGAGCUCAAGGAGCAAGACAUCAAGAGUGCUGCUGGUUUCCAGGCCCGUUCCCGCUCCCGUUCUCGCUCCCGCUCACCAGGCCGUCGUCGCAGUAGGUCACGCUCCCCUGCAAGGUCCACCCGCCGUUCAUCCUCCCGUAUAGCAACUGCCGUUGCACCUACAGUUACAACAGACAGUGCACCGUUGUCUCGCAGGGAUAUAAAAUUGAAGGAUACAUUGGAAGUCAGGCUUAGCCCCCUGCAACAACAUAAGGCAGCUGAGAACAAUAGCAACAAUAAGCAUGAAAAGAAAGCGGAAUAUAACACUGCUAGCAAAGUAAAUGAGAAAACUGAGACUAAGGUAGAAGCAGAGCCCGAGAAGAAUCAAGGUCGUUAUAAUCUACGUCGCAGGAGGGACGAUGGCAAACCAGAACAGUUAGAGGAGAAGGAAACAAAGGUGGCUGCAGCUCCUCCUGCCAUUCUUUCUACACAAUAUGACUUUGGUGGAAAGAUAGGGGCACACUUCUGGCUGCUCUUCCUACCAGCUUGGGUUCUCUUUGUGAUAUUACAAGUCAACCUGGAGGACCCCAGCCUCAACAAUUUCCCCCCUCCUCUGCCUCCUCUUGAAUAUUUCUGGGAUGUUCAGGCUCUUGCCUUUGUCAUUCUCUGGAUUCUAUUCCAGGCCCUCCUCUACAUCUUGCCUGUUGGAAAGCUAAGUGAAGGCAUGCUUCUGAGGUCUGGGGAGAGACUGAAGUACAGAACCAAUGGUUUCUUUGCCAUUGUUGUGACCACUGUAGCGGUGGUGACAGCAGUUUAUUUAGGAGUUGACCUCACCUACAUCCACAGCCACUUCUUGCAGCUGGCUACAGCAACCUUCCUUAUCUCCAUCCUGCUCAGCGUCUACCUGUAUUUCCGCUCUCGCUAUGCUUCCCCAGAGCAGCUAGCAUUGGGGGGGAACUCUGGCAGUGUGGUUUAUGACUUCUUCAAAGGACGUGAGCUUAACCCCCGCAUCAAAGACUUUGAUCUGAAAUUCUUCUGUGAGAUGCGGCCUGGACUGAUUGGUUGGUGUUUGAUCAACUUUGCCAUGGCGCUGGCUGAGAUGAAGAAGCAGGGUCUGGAUGCACCAUCAUAUUCCAUGAUCCUUGUCAACCUGUUCCAGCUGCUCUAUGUGGUGGAUGGCCUCUGGAAUGAGGAGGCCAUCUUGACCACUAUGGACUUAAUGCAUGAUGGCUUUGGAUUCAUGUUGGCCUUUGGCGAUCUGGUGUGGGUCCCUUUUACUUACAGCCUUCAGGCUUAUUACUUGGUCAGCCACCCCAAUCCCCUGAGCCUCCUAGGUGUCACAGCCAUUGUCAUACUCAAACUCAUUGGCUUCUACAUCUUCAGGAAAUCAAACUCUGAGAAGAAUGCCUUUAGGAGAAACCCAUCAGACCCCAAACUGUCCUAUCUGAAAACAAUCCCUACAGCCACAGGGAAAAGUCUGCUGGUUUCUGGCUGGUGGGGUGUGGUCCGCCACCCUAACUACCUGGGAGAUCUCAUUAUGGCUCUUGCCUGGUCUCUACCCUGUGGCUUCAGCCACCUCCUGCCCUGGUAUUACAUGAUCUACUUCAUCAUCCUGCUUGUGCACCGAGACUCGCGAGACAUGAAUGAGUGCAGGAGAAAGUAUGGCUCAGCAUGGGACGAGUACUGCCUCACAGUCCGCUACCGGAUCAUUCCCCGUGUCUACUGAGGAAUCCAGUGUUAGACACUCUCUUGAGACAUUAUUAGACCCAAUGUUACUGUCACAAAAAUGUGAAUGGAUUGACUGACUGAUUAGACUUUUUAUAAUUAUUCUUAAACAAUCUUUAUUCUGGACUGAAGGAACUACAGUACAUUCAAUUUAAUGAUGACAAACAAAGAAACUCAUUGGCAUCAUGAACUGAAGGAUGGCCUUUUAUUUGGUCGAACAAAAAACUUUAAAAUCUGUGCUUCAAGAGUUUUCCAGACGGGGAGAAAACAAAUCCCUCUUCUAGGAAUGUCAGGUUAGGAUGUAUAUUUUUGUACAUACACAGUUGUUUUUAUACUUGGAGAACAUCACACCACAUGCAUACCUUUUUGGUACAUUUUACUCUUUACUCAUAUUCAAAAUGUAACAGUGACAGCUUGGCCCCGGAUUCAUUUUGUAAGAACACCUUUUUACUAUAAUUUUACUGCUUAUGUUUAUUGUGAAGGAUGGGAUUCCCUUUUUGAUAAGCUGUACUGUGGAACUUGGACUUUAGGUGUCAUAUCUCAGGACCCAGGACUUUGUCAGAAAGUUGAAAUAGAAAGGUUUUAGUCUUUAAUAAUUUUGUUGUGUAUAAAUAUUAUAUAGAAAUCUAGUUUUGACUUGAGAGUGUAAAAUGAUUUUUAGAAGUUUCAAAAGAAAAAUCUAACAGUAUGAAAUCCAAAGUGUAUUUGAUUUAGCUUUGCUACCUCAGGUUCACUGACUGUCCAGUAGUCACCCCUUUGUUUCCUCUCUGGGAGGCAGUGUGUGGAUGUCACUGCAAAAUCAGUUUUUAUUUCAACAAUAUUGUUAUCUAUUAUGAACUAGAGGCAACCACCCACACCACAAUCAAAUCAUGUUCCCAGCUACUUCUAUGCUUUCCUCAUUUUUUCUUGUAUUUUUAUGGCCUAUCUGGAUUUUGUCCUCAAUUUCUGGAAAUCCUUUCUUUUGUGAACAAGUUGUCAAUUUCCCAACAAUGCUACGUGAAUUGUUUUUUUUUUUUUUUCUUUCUUUUUGUUUUAUGUUUGAAAGCUUUAACUUAUCAGACGGGGAUGUAAAGACCAUUUUAAUGAAGUUUAUACUGUGAGAGCUGUGGACUGUGUUAGCAUUUGGAAACCCCAAAAGUAUUUUUUUACGCUUGUGCAGCUAUAGAUUUUUACACAGGUAGCGAUACAUUAACUAGACUAGGUAGUAUUCCCUAUGCUGGGCUGACUGGAUACCAUGUAAAUACUGGUUGUUGUUUUUUUUGUUUUGUUUUUUUUUUUUAAAUCAUGUCAUAAGUAGCCACAAUAGUAAUCUUCCUGUUUAGCUUUCUCAUAUUUAAUUAUGCUUUUUAUUUGGGUUUUAUUUUUGGAGUUAACUACCUAAUUGAGUUUACACCUAGAUCUGCCAUGUGUCUGGAAAUUGCUUAACAUUGCAUGAGCACAAAUUUAGAAUGCUCUGCAUUGCUCUUCAGAGAGAAAAAAAUAUUGAUACUUGAGAUGCCAUCAACCUGCAUGGUGGUGAUAUAUAGUUUUUAUUUUUAUUUUUAUGGCAGUAAUCUUUGGCAGACUUUUAGUGAAAAGCAGCAAGCUGGAUGUAGUUAAAAAUAUGACAAGACCUUUUAAUGUUCCAGCAUGCUGUGAAUGAGAAUGUCAAUGACAGUUUCCGGAAAAAAGCUCAUCUGUACAAAUGUUGCAGCGUGAAAUAAAGAUUUACAAUACUUA